CACUUUUAACCCAUAAACCUUUUUUUCCCCCACCUCUUAUUUUGCCUCCUGGUUCCUUUUUCGGAUUACUUAUCUGUCAGCAACAAAGGGUGGGAACCACAGGGCCGCCCGGCUGUGUUGUUAAUCUCACGGGGGGGCGUGGCUAAGGCCUUUUAACGGUUACGUAACGGAAGGGAAAACGUGACCACGUUGGUCGACGCCACAGCCCGUGCUACAAAACUGAGUCAGCCGUCAGGAAAUCAGCUGAGCGUUUCCCCUCUGACGGCCACAUUCCGCACAUAGCUAGCGCCCGACAUCUGGGACCCGGAGGAGGAGGAGGAGGCUCCAACCGUCCACCAACCGUCCUCCAACCGUCCUAUAACCCCCACCACCACCACCCACCCACCUCCCCCGGACACGUACUCGCCGUGACAUCCCGACUCGGCUCGCAUGGAGGAGGGCUGGCGUCCGGCGGAGAGGGCGCGUUUGGGACGUUUUUCCUCCAGCGGCGAAGAAUGAGAAGAAAAAGCAACGAUGUGCUCAACUGACAGCAAGGCGGAGCUGCGCGCGACCUCGUCAGACCCCGCGCUCCUCCUGGAGCUGAAGACCCGGCGGCCCCCCUCCCUGCUGGACCUGGCCGGAUGCGAGACCUGGAGCGUGGACUUCUCCCCGGACGGGGCCUGGUUCGCCUGGUCCAUGGGCCACGGCAUCGUCUGGGUGGUCGCCUGGCCUCUAGACUCAGAAGAGGGUCAGGAUGGAGAGACGGACAGGGGAGACAAGAGCUUCAGCUGCGGUCACCCCGUGUGGGGGCUGGCCUUCGGGCCCCGGCCCCCCAAAGGGGCUCCGGCCAGGAGGCCGGCAAAAGGGAAAAACAGCCUGCUCCUGGCCACGGGCCUGGAGAACGGGGUGAUAAAGAUCUGGAACGUGCUAACGGGGAAUGCCGUUUUUGAUCUCCACGGCCAUGAGGGAGUGGUGAGGGACCUGGUUUUCCCUCAGAACGGGACGCUCACACUCAUAUCGUCUUCCAGGGACAAGACUUUGAGGAUCUGGGAUCUUGCUCACAAAGGCAGGAAGGUGCAGGUCCUCUCUGGACAUAAGGACUGGAUCAACUGCUGCUGCGUGUCCUCCGACUGCAGCAUGAUCGCCUCGGUGGGCAGAUUUGACAGAAUGGUGUGUUUGUGGAGCCUCCGCUCGUACACGUUCAUCCGGAACCUGUCGGGCGGCGCCCAUAAGACCCUGUGCCUGCUGUCGUCCUGCGAUUUCUCCCCGGACGGCGCGGUUCUGGCCACCGCGGCCUUCAGCGGCUCCAGCUGGUGGAUCGACCUCUGGGACCCGUACACGGCCGAGAAACUGGCCACUCUGGCGGACUACUUUGAAGAUUACGGGCAAAAUCAAAUAUCGGCCAUCCAGUUCUCUCCCAACGGCUUGCAUUUGGCCAUCGUGACCGAUGACAGAGCUCUGAGGAUCUGGGAGCCGGGGGAGAGGAGGAUGACCAUGCAGACGAGGAGGGACAGAGACUCCAACGGGCUGUGCUGCAACUACCAUCCACAGGGAGGAGUCGUAGCCACCGGGACCAGAGACGGGCACGUGCGGUUCUGGACGGCCCCCCGCUCGGUGCCCAGCCUGUGCCACCUGUGCCGGUCCAUCCUGCGCCACUCCGUCUCCACGCACCAGAUCCAGGCGCUGCCGCUCCCCAGGAGGAUCCUGGAGUUCCUCACCUACAGAAACAUCCCCGAGCGCCUGAAGACCUGCUGCUCCUCGGACGAAGAGGACUGGGAGAGUUAA
Menidia menidia (Atlantic silverside) is the source of this 1764-nucleotide messenger RNA. Lineage: Eukaryota; Metazoa; Chordata; Actinopteri; Atheriniformes; Atherinopsidae. The record is from the annotation of a GenBank genome assembly.